AUGUCAUUGCAUACAUCUCCUGAAUCAGAAAAUGAAAGUCCUAUCAAAAAGAGAAAAUUGAAUUCGACAGAGUCACAGGCAACAAUUAGUGGUGCUCCACAAGACGAAGACGAAGACCAAGGGGGAAGGGAACAGACUCCAGAAAGGAUUUCUUUGAACAAGCAAAAUUUGACAAGUGAUCACACGAUCUUAAAACCUAGUAUACAAGACAUAAAUGUUGUGAAAAAAGAAGUGCUUAAACAGCUCAAUGGACAUUUUGUUAACCUAGCAGAUGCACAUUCUUUAUUAGACAAGUACCAGGAAGUUUAUACAAUUUUUGAACGUACUAUUAAAGAUAGAGAGAGUCAUUCUGUAAUCUUAGUUGGUCCCAGAUCUACUGGGAAAACAUCUAUUGUUAAAUAUGCACUAGCAAAGCUCAAUCUGCAAUUCAAGAACGAGUUUAUUGCAAUUAAUUUAAACUCCUCAGUAUAUACAGAUGACAAUUACGCGUUGAGAGAAAUUGCAAGACAAUUGGACAUAAAGGUAAAGGAAGACGAUGAAGAUGAAACCACCGAUGCACAAGAAGGCCAAGAAGAAACAGAAGAAAGUGACAACAGAAAGAACGAUGCAACAGUCUCUUCCGAUACUGCUGCUGAUGACAACGCCUUUUCACGUUUUGAGAAGAAAUCUAUCAAUGAAACAUUUGCCAACAUUCUAAGUGUGUUGAAUAGUGAACACGAAGGUGACGUGACCAAGAUGCCGUUAAUUUUUGUGAUUGAUGAGUUUGAGAAGUUUACAACCAGUACUAGGCAAACUCUUUUGUAUAAUUUGUUGGAUUUGUCUCAGAAUAGUGAUACCCCAAUAUGUGUGAUUGGUAUAACCACAAAGAUGACGACCAAAGAAUCCUUGGAAAAGAGAGUAAACAGUCGAUUCUCACAACGAGUAAUCAGUAUCCUCCAGGAAACUACAUUGGAUGGCUUCUGGAACAAUGCCAAGAAUGGACUUCUAUUGAAUAGUGCUGUCUGUAAAAGGUUGCAAGACCCUCGUUUUGGCGAACAGUGGAAUUCGCAUGUGGAAAACUUAUAUUCAAAGGAAGAUAGCUUGCUAAAGAGGUUGGUAACUCGAAACUUCUAUACCAUUAAAGAUUAUAAGAGUUUUAACAAUAUUUGCAAGUUUCCCGUAUCGAUGUUGUCUCUCGACCAGCCUUUUUUAGUAGAAGAGAAUUUCAAAGUCAAUAGUAUGAAUCAUGAAGAGAUUCAAAAUCAAAUGGGUUCUUUAUCAGACUUGGAAAUGCUUUUGGUCAUUGCUGCUGCUAGGUGGAUAGAAAAGUUUGAAAUACAGACCAUCAACUUUAAUUUAGCAUACAAGGAAUACCAAGACAUGGUCAAAGAAUACAACGUGGGCCAAGCAUCAGUAUCACUGGAGAACAGGACCACAAGUAAUAUUAGAGUCAAUCAAAAGGUAUGGUCCCAAAAGGUAUUACUCAAUAGCUGGGGUUCAUUGUACAAGAUUGGUGUGCUUUUGGACCCAAGAAAUGAUUCCGCAGAGAAUAGAAACAAGACUUAUAGUUACAAUAUCAACAAGAAUUUGAUUAUAGAGGAGAACCAAAUGCUUCUACUAGACAUUACCCUUGAUGAAUUGAGCAGUUUCAUUGAUGACAAACAUAAUUUCAAGAAGUUUGUCAGAUUAUAA
Candida tropicalis MYA-3404 is the source of this 1671-nucleotide messenger RNA. RefSeq names its product origin recognition complex subunit 4 (gene ORC4). NCBI's taxonomy places the organism in Eukaryota, Fungi, Ascomycota, Pichiomycetes, Serinales, Debaryomycetaceae. The transcript has a single exon. Gene Ontology annotation, molecular function: DNA replication origin binding; ATP hydrolysis activity. Gene Ontology annotation, cellular component: nuclear origin of replication recognition complex; nucleus. The coding region runs from base 1 to 1671 and encodes 556 amino acids. Gene Ontology annotation, biological process: DNA replication initiation; DNA replication. The record is from RefSeq and is a predicted model, not a curated record.